CACUUUUUAUGUAUCCCGUUGCGGUCGAAUGUCGGAAAAUAACCUAAACCUUUACAAGUUGCAAUCGAAUGUCGGGAAAUAGCCGCCCCUAUAUUACAAAGCGACCUACACACGUCUAUUUCUUUGAACGAUAUUAUACACACUAGUCUAGUAAACUAUAGACUAUUACAAUUCUUUUGAAAGGAAAUUUGACGCAAAUCUUCACAACAAUAGUCUCUGAAUGUUGCUGCUGAUCUAUAUUUGGUGUCCUGAAGUACACAAGUGUACAUAUAUCAGUGUACUUGUGUAGUAAGAGUACAUACACAAGUGCACACUUCUAAUAUUUACGUCUUUAGAAUGAUUUCGAUGACAUUUUUAAAUAAUGAAAUGUUUACAUCUUAUUGUGAACACUAGAAAAUUAGCAAUACUUGAGGAAUAUUUUAAUUACAUGUGACAGAAGAUUGAUAUUUUAAAGAGUCGAAGAAUGUCUGUGGAAACUAAAGCUAUGGAUAAUAAUUUGCUAUUACCGCCUGAUAAAAUGCCAAAAUGUUGGAACGAAGAAGAAAGAAUGAAUGCUUUGUUUUCUCCUUUUCGAAGCAAAUCUGCCAAUCCACAAGACUGGACAUCUAAAUACAAGUUUUGGCAAAACCUAAUAUAUGAAUGGUUGAAGCAUAACAUGCAAUCCAGUUUCUCUAUCGCAGACUUAAAUGUUGCUUUUAAAAGGAAAGGUUGCACUCCGCUUUGUUUGACAUCUGUUGUUGAAGAACUGCUCAGAAAUGGUGAAAUAAUUCCAGAAACUGAAUUUUUAAAAGAACCAUGCGAUUCUUGGACAUCAUGGUCAAUUGAUAUAUUUGUAAAGAGACCGUUUGUAUGGUCAUUUUCAAAAGUUAAAAGUUACGUUGUAAGCAAUGAAAUUAAUAAAGAAACUAGAUAUAUUCAUUUGCAAAUUAUUAGUGAAUUAGCAGAAACAAUAUUUUUUAUUUUGAAAGACGAAAAGGAAAAUCUUCUUGUACCAUUUUCUGAGGUACUAAAAAGUUGUAAAUCUAAAAUGAACAAAAAUAUAUCUGAUAAUACUGUCAUGUUAGUUUUAAUAUGGUUAAGACGUAAAAAAAAAGUGGUCUUUACAAAUAAUAUAAAUGAAAAUGAGUUGUUAAUUAAGAUUGCUGUACACUCGUCUGAUAAUAUAACAGAAAUUGAGGAAGCACUGUAUAAAUUAGAGAAACAAGAAAAUGAGCUUGUAAACGAGAUACAUCUCAUGGAAGAAAAAAAAAUCGAUAUCAUUAAUCAGUCCAAAUCGUACUUAGCAAAAGGAUUAAGACAAAUGGCAAAGACACAUUUAAGAAAAAAAUUCGAGUUAGAAAAUACCAUUGAAAAAAGAGUGCAAACUCUUGAGAACAUUCGAUCCCUUGUAUUAAGUAUUCAAAAUACUCAUACAAACACUGCUGUAUUGUCAGCCUACAAAACAGGAUCUGAUGUGUUAAAGAAAUUAAACGAAAGCGAUAUAUCAGAAUCUAAUGUCAAAGAUAUUAUGGAUAACUUGUCAGAGGCCUUGGAAGAACAAAACGAAGUACAACUUAUGUUAUCAGAGAAUUUGAAAAACGAUAUUUCCGAUAUUGAUCUAGAACAAGAAUUAGAGGAAUUAAUGAAACUUGAUGAAGACUCUUUGCCUUCAAUACCAAGUGAAAAAUUAAGUUCUAAUAUUGAUGAACUUGAACAAAGAUUAAAAAAUUUGCAAGUUGAAAGUACUCCUACAUCUAAUGUUGCUUCAUUUGAGUCAUCAUCGCGAAAUGUUCGUAACAAAGAAACAUUAAGGAACCUAGAAUAUGUGUGAUCUGUGAAUGUCAAUAAAUUAUUAGCAAAAUUUUAUUAAUAGAAUACAUGUAUAUCCAUUUAUUUACUUACAUCAUGUUUUAUUUUUUAAAUUGCUUCACAUACAAAUAUUUCUUGUAAUAUAAUAGUAUUUAUUAAGGUUUUAUAUAAAUGCAUUCUGUAAGAGUAUAUAACCUAAUCGUAUAAAAUAUGUGAUUUUACACGAAUCCAUUAAAAAUAUUAUUUUUAAUAUCGUA
Hylaeus volcanicus is the source of this 2045-nucleotide messenger RNA. RefSeq names its product charged multivesicular body protein 7. NCBI's taxonomy places the organism in Eukaryota, Metazoa, Arthropoda, Insecta, Hymenoptera, Colletidae. Gene Ontology annotation, biological process: late endosome to vacuole transport via multivesicular body sorting pathway; vesicle budding from membrane. Gene Ontology annotation, cellular component: ESCRT III complex; multivesicular body. The record is from RefSeq and is a predicted model, not a curated record. Bases 464 to 1810 code for a protein of 448 amino acids. The transcript is spliced from 5 exons.